Molecule: messenger RNA, 597 nt
Organism: Aspergillus heteromorphus CBS 117.55
Lineage: Eukaryota; Fungi; Ascomycota; Eurotiomycetes; Eurotiales; Aspergillaceae
Product: protoglobin family protein
Exons: 3
Molecular function (GO): oxygen binding; heme binding
Source: RefSeq, a predicted model, not a curated record
CGGCACGUCGACCGGAAGGCCCUGCACACCGAUCUGGAGGCCCGAAUCGACUAUCUGCACAGAUUUCUUGACUUUAACGCCGACGACGUCGCAACCCUGAUCGCCGGCGCCAAACACAUCAAGGCCCUCGCCCCGACCGUCGUCGAUCGGAUCUACAAGAGGAUCCUCCGCUACGACAUCACCGCGAAGGUCUUCCGUACCCGAGACACUGCCUCCGAUGAAGAAAUCGAGAACUGGCCGGUGCUGGAAAGCCCGCCGGUCCAGCGCCGUCGCCAGUUCCUGCGCUGGUACAUGACCAAACUGUGCUCUGACCCCUCCAAGAUGGAGUUCUGGCGGUAUCUCAACCAAGUGGGGCGAAUGCACUACGGAAAGGAGCGUCUCCACGCGCUCAAUGUCGAAUAUAUUCACAUCGGGGCCUGCCUCGGCUACAUCCAGGAUGUCCUCCUCGAGGCCGUGCUCGGCUACGACAAGCUCCCGCUGCCGUUCCGGAUAUCGCUGGUGCGGGCGCUGGGCAAGGUGCUCUGGAUCCAGAACGACCUGUUUGCGCGAUGGCGGUCCUACGACGGCGAGGAGUUCCAGGACGAGGUCGAGUCGAUC